CGCAGCGAGACCAGCCUGUUAUUCACCGCCCACCAUUGCUAUUGUUGUGUUUAGACAAUAGAUCGAGCAUGGCCUGUUAUCCCAUCUGCAAUUCCUCUGGUUUCUCUUGUAUUUCAUCCCAUCAGCCACGCAGCAAAGUUCUCCUUUUACACAACUUAAACGUCACAAGCAACUAACCGUUACCGAACGGACCAACUGGAUACGGGCAACAGAGCUUGGGCCCGAGUCCCUGACACGUUGGAAGUACGCUUUAGUGCAAAUUCCGUUUUUCGCCUCACAGCGAUCGCCCACUCAUACCGGACGGCCCAUUAUAUCUCCAUUAACGUCGGCACACAACUGCAUGCAGCAGACGGAUGAGGGAGCUGCUGCAAGAGCUGCUGGUGCGCGGAUUGAAAUAUCGGCAGAGUAGCCCAUGGAUCGCGGACGUAACAUCAGUCGCGGGCGCGGCGCAAAGAAGCGUGGCACCCUCCCAUCUUACUCUCACCACACAUUUCAACAGCCACUUUCAGACUCACCCACCAGCCCGACCACCCCCGAGCCUUCCGGUGUGCACAACCUCCCGCCGCAGAGGAUGGUGCACACCGCACCACAGCGCGGGGGCAAGUCUCGGCAAGCAUCGAGCGGUAUAACACCGCACCGCGCCUCGUCUCCUGCGGCUGACCAGGCGCUGCGUGUCACUGCCCGGACUGACCGGCCAGCUCGCGGCAAAACUUUUCACUUCUCUUCCUUCAACUCCGAACCUCCGUCCGAGAUGGGAGGCUCGAUCAUGGCUGCUGCCGGCUCGUCUCGCAAGAGAUCGAGGACCUUUGAGACGCAGUAUGACGGGGCGGCGGUCGAUGACGAGGCGCAUUCCAAGGGCGGCCAUUCCCUGAGGAAGAGGGCUCGCAUCGACUACACGCAGGAGAUGAUCGACGACGACAUCGGUCUGCCCGCAGCAAGAAGCGAAUUGGUGGUCAAGUCGGCGUCGACGCCAAGCGCCCGGGGCCGCAAGAAGAGAGGCGGGCAUGACGGCUCAGACGGGGAAUCAGAAGAUUUCAUUUCCAACCCCAACAAGCGUCAUCGGACCGACAAGUCACCGGCAUUGGCCGCGGCACCAGCACGCGCGACUUCAUCUCGGCGCCGCAAUCAAUCCAAGAAGUCCGCGGCAGACAGCACCAGCUCAUUCGUGGAGCAGCCACCAUCCGAUAACGAAGUGCAAGACACAAUCCUCGUCAGUCUGCCCAAUGUCAGCUCCGAUCAGCCGGCGUCCGAGGACGAGUCGGAUCGCUCUUCCGUCAAUGAGCCCGAGUCUCCCGCGGCGUCGUCGUCGACUGAGAGUGAAGAGAGUGAAGAUGGCACUGCGCAAACCCAGGCGCAGCCGCCAACGCCACUAGUCCAGAGUACCGAAGUAGUCAAAGACUCGGUCUCCGUCGCUGCCGAGAGUGAGGCAAUCGGUGACGCUUUGAUUGUUACCGAGCCGUCCGAGGAGAAGGCUCACAUCACGCCUUCACACCUCUCACUCACCACUGGCCGCGAGAUCGAGCAACCCGGCCCCAGUGAGGCCAUUACGACAGCACCCGAGUCUGCAUCUUUACAGCCUGCUGAACCCGCUGCGGAGAGCCAGGUGCGCGUGUCGCCGCCCCUAGCAGCCAGAUUGAGGGGUCUCAGAAGGCUCAGGCAAUUGGGCCCCAUCUACGACCAGGACACUCCAUUCGCAUCCAAGUUGAAACUUACACCAUACCUGGACGAGGAAGUGGCUCUCCCCGGUCCUUACACCGAGUGGGUGUAUCCGGCAGAGCCUGUGAACGAGCGAUCGGCAUCCAUCUCAACUCCGCCGCCCGCACCCCCCCUAGGCGCAAUUAAGGAACCCAAGGCUGAAUGGGAUGGGCGCCGUCCGCUGAAGUUCGGGGAGGUUUUCACGCUGUGGCGAAACGAAAAAAGGAGGCGGCAGGAGAUGGGCGAGCCAGAAAUCGAUAUCCUCGACUUCUACAACCAAUGCGUCCGCCGCUACAAGUUGGUCCACGCACAAGACGGUGAUGGUGCUUCGGCAACACAACCCCGGCUUUGUUAUUACUCCACAACCGUUGCAACUAGAAGCAAUCCCAACCAAACCCUUGCCGCCACCCCCGUGGAAGCGAACCUUGAAACCGGGACAACGCCGGAUUCGACUAUCGAAUUGGGCUCCAUGGUUGUGGCGCAGGGGCCGAUACCGCCGGCCGCAACCGUGCCCGAAGAGACUGGUCAUAAUUUGCAGUUACCCGAGUCUCGACCGCCAACCGCUGCUCCCUCGCCGGCUCCGGUUGAGAAUGCCAUGGACCAGGAGGACGCGGCCGACGAGGAGCAGGAUGCGGAAGACAAUCUCGACGGCCAAAUCAAACCUACUAUUACUAGUACUAACGAACCGAUUGAACCGGUGGAAGUGACGAGGAACCCGCCCAAGCAGUACUUGUUUCCGAAGAUCCGGGAUCCCGACGAGUUCGUUGAUGCCUUUGAGGGAUGGCAAGACUUCUCCACCAGCCGGCUCUACGAGACCGUCGCUGCAGCGGUGGAGACUAUGCACGCCUACCAACAGGAGUACAACGAGCUCAAGAAGUACUUAGACGACGAGGAGAAUGCGAAGCGACGGCAGGCGAACGACAAGACAAUUGUCAACUGGGAGAACCGCCAGAAAGCCGACGAGCCGCUGCACUGGCGCCGCCAUUUCGACGACGCCAUCAAGGGCCCGCCCGCCUUUGAGGUGCGCGGGGCUCGGGCGCCCAAGCCCUACAUCGACGACCCCGUGCUCGAGCACCAGAAGGAGGAGGACCGUAUCAUGGCGCAGGCGUACGGCUUCAAGCUCAACACGCACCCCACCCAGGUCGGCCGACAGAACCCGGAAGAGCAGCGCUGGGAAAUGCCCGAGAACCGGCUGCGCAAGAGGACGGAGAAGGCCGAGCUCGCCGAGGAUAAUGUCGUCGAGGGGAAGCGCGUCAGGAAGCCGCGCUAUGUCUCGGACCAGAGCAAGGAUGUCAGCCGGUCCGGCACCCCGACUAGCUUCCCCACGUUUGGUCCUGGUCGCCGUCCGAGGCGCAAGGCCGCCACCUCCGCCGCGAACGGAGACGACCCCGAGGCACAGGAGCAGGUUCAGGCGACCGAGAGCUUCUCGGAGACGCCUCGAAAGGGGCGGGCUGCACGCUCUCGCGGCACGAUGCUGCCAGACGAGCAGGACCAGAUGGCUGCCGUCGAGGAAGCCGAAGACAUCAACGCUGAGGACGAUGAAGCGGAUGUGAAUGGCAAGUUUCAAGCGUCGCGCAAGCGCGACCGACGCAUUAUCCCGCUCUCGGAGCACCCAGCGUUGGUUGCUCCCGAGGCUGGAAUCGAGGUCAGAAGCGCUAAGCGUGGGCGUGGUGGGAAAGGCGAAAUCGCGAGCUCGUCGUUUUACAGCAACGUGUCCACGGCAGCCUCGCAACCGGAUUCCAGGCCAUCGACCGCAGCGUCCGAUGGGACUGCUCGCACGGUCGACACGACGGAGUCUAGUUAUUCCUUCCGGGAGAGGCGCCAGCGCAACUAUGCGCUCGAGAACGACCCGGAGCUGGAGCCUCGGCCAGCGCGACGCCGAGUCCCGGCCCCGAAACAGCAGGAGAGCGCCGAGCCGAAGAAACGGGGCCCGCGGAAGAAACAAGGCGAGGCGGGAGAAAGCAGUGCGUCGGCUGCUCCGGAACAGUUCAGCGAGCCGUCGUCGCAGCAGCCCGCGCCCGGUACCACCAAAUUCCACAACAUCUCUGUACGUACCCCUGCGACACACGGCACAAACAGCAGUAGUAGCUCCCAGCACAUCCCGACCACCCAAGCGGCCGCUGGCCCGUAUGUGCACACAUUCAACGCGGCACCGGCAUUCCCCCCCGGCGCACCCCCUCCACCCCCGGCCCCUCCCGCAGUGAAGAAGCCCAUCACCAAGAUCAGAUUUACCAACAAGGCGGAUUCUGCGCAGGCACAACAGUCGCGGCCGCCGACGCCGGCGAACAGCACAUCCAGCUCUUCUGCCAGUACCACCACCAAGUCGGGGAAGGCGCGUGCCAACAAGUCGAGUGAGGCCAAGAGCGCCGCCGUGGCGAGUGCGAACGCCGACUUGGAUAACAAGCCGUACGCCGAGAUGACCAAGUCGGAGAAGAUGAGCUGGUCAAUGCGGAGACGGUGGGCCUCGGGCGAGAUGCAGGGGGCCGUCGAGAAGCGGCGCUCGACGCUGGCCAAGAAGAAGAGCGAGAGCGCCGACGCAAAAACGGACAAGAUGACGGCGUCAACGGGCAGGGCAACAGGUACAGGCACCGGAACUACUACUGCUAGUACUAGUAGUAGUAGUAGGACCACUGGGGCGGCAGCCACGGUCACUACUUCAGCCGCAGCCGCAGCCAGCCGCCGGGCUGAACAUACCUCCGUCCCAGCCGGGUUCCGCUACUAGUAUUCCAUCAUCCGCGGCAAGCAGUACGCCCCUUUCGGCGACGAUGCCGCAGCCGAGCUUGCACGCUGGUCCGGGUACACUUGUACCCGGUCUCUUGGCCCCGCCGCAGGCUCCUCCUCCUCCUCCCAUCAUGUUGCGGCCUGCGCAACGGCCGCCGCCGCCGCCGCCGCCGCAGCCGCAGCCGCAGCAGCACCACCAAGGGUAUCUGCAGCAGCCUGCGCCGUACCCGUACUCGAUGCCUCCUGGUCCACCGCCGGGGCCGAUGUCUUAAAACGACUGCAGCGCAGCGAUGCUCGAAGGAGACGACGCAAAUCUGAAACAGGGACCUUCCUCU
Molecule: messenger RNA, 4751 nt
Organism: Chaetomium strumarium
Lineage: Eukaryota; Fungi; Ascomycota; Sordariomycetes; Sordariales; Chaetomiaceae
Exons: 2
Coding region: 413-4417 (1334 amino acids)
Source: RefSeq, a predicted model, not a curated record